UGCUCUCUUUGCUCCACAGAUCCCCCCCUACCAAGCACACUUUGUUGUGUGGCGUUUUUGGAAAACCGCAGUUUGCUCUCACUCCAAUGUGCAUGUUACAGGUAUGAUUAAUGGCACGGAGCUAUGAAUAUGAAAGGAAUCUCUGCUCUGUUAUUUGACACCUGGACCGCGUGGGAUUAGCUGCACAUGGACAUCUACACAGAAGUAAAUGGAUUGUCACUCGGUGCUGGUGGGAGAUUAAUUUGACAAGUGCGCUGCAUCCUUGUCGGGCUAUGAUUCAUUUUGGGAAUAUCUGACAUCGCAAUACUAUCCGUCCUCGCGAGAACCAUGCUUUUCAAAAUCCUUGCAUUAAUUAUCUUACAAGGCGUUUUGACGUCUGACGCCUCGGUGACAUCCGAGGUCAACCCAGCGCGUCUCCCAGAUGCCAGCAGGGCGUUUGGAACCGGGAGCUCCGCAGGUUUACAGCUGUCUGAUGCAACGGAGGCAAAGUCCAGACCGAAGCGCUGUACCUGUUAUUCUUACAAGGAUAAAGAGUGCGUCUACUACUGCCACUUGGAUAUCAUCUGGAUCAACACUCCCGAGCACACUGUGCCCUAUGGAAUGUCAAGCUACAGAGGACCUCAGCGAAUCAAACGUGCUGUCAGUGGAGAAGCAACUGAUCGCGAAGAGGCAAAGACUCAGCGCUGCAUUUGUGCUGCGCUUGAUGCAGACCCUGAGUGCCAUGAUUUUUGCCUGUCAAGCCCCCUGCAGACAGUGCCAAUCAGGAGUCUCCACAGAGUCCCUGGUCCUGGAUGACAGUUUGAUACCUUUCCAUCGUCUGCUCUUCUUCUCUGGAGAAUGGACCCUUCCCUCCUCUUCACCCUCUUCCCUCUCCAUUUGCAGCUCUUGCCUUCAUAAGUACACAUUCAAGGAAAACACUUUGGAGUUUAACACUGUAAACAUUCCUCAGCAUCACAACUCUUGGAGCAAGUUCCAUCUGGCUCUGUGGUUUCAAGCACUCCUCGGCAAAUUCAAUACAGAUCCCUGGAGGCUAUCCCUUUUUUGUUCCCUCCUGAGUGCAGCAUGAGGAUUACUUCCACCCUGAAAUAGUAACCAUUGACUUGAUCAGACAAAUCCUUGUAUUCACACUUGGUAGUGUUGAGGACUACACUUGUUGAAAGCUUGUAUCAACCUAUAAGGGACAACAAAGGCAUUUCUAUGACAAUGUUGGAAAACAAAAAGUGCCACAUGGCAAAUAGCCAUGUAAAGUAGGAGCAAGGGAUGAUAUUGUGAUAUCUUGCCAUAAGAAUAUCGAAACAUGUGAACAAAAAAGGGGAAAUCUUUUGGCUUCCUGUGCUGUGCGGCAUAUUAUUGAGCUUUGAUUUGUGAGACUAUUUACAGUCAAGUCUGGAAAGCGUUCACAUCCUGACAUUAUUCUGUCUCAACACACUUUCAGCAGUAAUAUAUAAGUUGUGCUCUUUGCAAGCAAACUAUGAGUCAUAUUUGUUUUGGUUUUACCACUGGUACUCUAUGGAAACUGUAUGACAGCUUUAGCUGUAGUAAACUUUAUAAUGAGCCAUCCAUUGUUGUGUCCUGCCCAAAUUAGUCCAAAAACUUCCAUGUUGUAAUGUAAUAAAAAAGCAUGCAGACAUCCUAUCAUUAAAGCCGUUGCACUGAACUGUGGAAUACUUGUAUGUUAACAAGUAACCUUAUGAUGUACUUUUUUCAUUUUCAACAAAUCCCAUGAACAGACCAAAACCAGCAAUGAAUUGUUUCUAUUAGCAAGGAUUGCCUGUGCAGUCAAAGCCUUGUGUAUCUGAUUCCCCUGUGCAGAGCCCUAAAAAAUGAUGAAA
Messenger RNA from Anarrhichthys ocellatus (wolf-eel), 1832 nucleotides. RefSeq names its product endothelin 3b (gene edn3b). Gene Ontology annotation, molecular function: endothelin B receptor binding; hormone activity. The record is from RefSeq and is a predicted model, not a curated record. Gene Ontology annotation, biological process: regulation of systemic arterial blood pressure by endothelin; vein smooth muscle contraction; intracellular calcium ion homeostasis. Gene Ontology annotation, cellular component: extracellular region. The transcript has 4 exons. Lineage: Eukaryota; Metazoa; Chordata; Actinopteri; Perciformes; Anarhichadidae. Bases 328 to 795 code for a protein of 155 amino acids.